AUGAAAAAAAGAGUCAAGAAAUACCGGCCGACGAAGAAACUGAAAGGCAUAUUCCACCAACUUUUACUAUCUCCGGAUAUUUUGAGAGAUUAUCCAAAAUAUCUAGAACAUAAUAAAGAACUAUUCCAUUUACUGGUUGACUAUCAGGAUUAUAAUCGCCAAAAGUUAGCAAAACACGCAUCACAAACUUACGACGAGAUACUAUAUUACGACGAUCUGUAUGGAGUCAAAGCUACAGCAAUUAUUCACCACAUCGACAAUUUCCCGACGCUACACAAAUUACAGUGCAAUCGAUUUCUACCUUACAUCAAAGGUGUGUACGAGCCAGGUGGAUGUGUCAUUUGUAUCAGUGAAUUCGAUGAAGAAACAAUUGUCUACGAGCUAAACUGCCGACAUUCCUUUCAUAUACCUUGCAUAAGAAAUUGGUUUAACGUUCAAAAUAAUUGCCCCUGUUGCAGAAACAAGGUUUCUGGCUGCUUGCAAUUUUUUUACUCAUAUAAAACUGAACAACUCGAAAAUGGGGAUUUGAUUUACAGAGUUGAAAUAAUCUCCGAUCAUGACAAACAUUAA
Helobdella robusta is the source of this 570-nucleotide messenger RNA. RefSeq lists its product as hypothetical. The record is from RefSeq and is a predicted model, not a curated record. Bases 1 to 570 code for a protein of 189 amino acids. The transcript has a single exon. Lineage: Eukaryota; Metazoa; Annelida; Clitellata; Rhynchobdellida; Glossiphoniidae.